GCGAGUCGUCGGCAGGAUAACCUUGAACUGAAACGCGUUAUUAAAUUACUCGAGUGCGAAAAGUAGUCCCCAUUUUCCCGUCACCGCGCUAACAAACCACAAUAGAGUUGAAAACGAUUCACGGGGAAAAGGAAGACUCGACAGGAAAUAUGUUGUCGCAAGAUCAAACUGUAGCAGAGAAGGUUCGCGAUUUCUAUACAGAAGUGGCCAAGAAGUGCGAGUUCACGACUAACGUGAACAACUACCACCUGUCUGAUGAACACAAGGAGCUCGUGAAGAAAGUCCACAAUGAAACCAUGCGCAGGUAUUACGGAUCUGGAUUCAUGAUUCCGGAAAAGAUCGAAGGUGUCCGGAUCCUCGACAUAGGCUGUGGUUCGGGCAGUUACGUCUUCAUCCUCAGUAAGCUGGUCGGAAAAGAUGGACACGUCGUCGGCAUUGACAUUAUUCCCGACCUGAUUCUUCUGUGCAAGGAAUACUCUCGCUAUCACUCGGAGAUGUGGGGUUACCUGGCGCCCAACUUUGAGUUUCUGUGCGGAAACGCGGAGACGAUGGCUCGGGAGUUUGAUUUUCUUCCCGGCAGUUUUGACGUCAUAGUAUCAAAUGGUGUGUUUUGUCUUCUUGGGGACAAGGCAAAAGUAUUUGCCGAAGCAUACAAGUUGCUGAAGGAAGGAGGUGAAUUUCUGCUCAGUGACGUUUAUGCAGAACAACCCGCUCCAGAAGACUGCAAAGAUGACUUGAAAAUGUGGAAUUUGGGUUUAACGGGAUCGCAAGUCUGGCCUCAGCUCGACUCUUUCGCUCAGGCGGCUGGAUUCACUCGUCCUUACUUGACAAUGGCAGGACCUAUUGACGUCAGUGAGGAAUACAAAACCAAAGUCCGAGGCGGUAGGUAUUGUAGUGCCGGAAACAGGCUCUUCAAGCUCCCAAAGGGGGCACACAGGGGCCCGGCGCAGGUUACUUACAAAGGAGAUAUCAAGGGUUGCGAGAAGACUCUGAAAUGGGAUGUCAGUUUAACCUUUGAAGCAGGGAAGCCCGUGGAUGUGGAUGCCGAAUUAGCAACAAUACUGUUCUACAGUCGCUUUAAGACAAGCUUCGACUUUAAGGACAUUCCAAGUGCAAAAUCCAACCGGGUUCAGAAUCCUUUCACGUACAUUGACGAGCAGACCAAGAAGGGCAACCCUGUCCCAUUCUCGUACAGAGUGGAGUAAUCUCCCCUGUUCUUCUACCUCCCAUGACGGACCAUUUUAUACAUUUCAUGACGCUUCUGCACUAUAAUUACUUCUAAGUUAAAAUAUGAGUAUAGUUUAAAUAUCUAGGCAUUUAGAAUAUAUUAGAUGCAUUUUUGUUAGAUCUUACCAAUGAAGACAAAUCAAAUAAAGCUGAAAAGCAGACCUGCUGGAACAAUAUCUUAAAUGUGAAAGUACAGUAUCUAGCGCUAGUAGUCGGUUAGAGGGUUACUAGCUAGAUUUGUAUAUUUAUUUAUACAGAGCAGGACACAAAAAGAUACAUUUUCGUCCUCAAGUGCCCCGGGCCUGUGUCCUCUUUCAGUUCCUGGAAAGAAAUCUUACUUUAAUUGGACAGUGAUCUACCUUUAAGGAUCAUCAAUUAUGUUCAGUCUUGCUAAAGAUUCUCAGAACUGUAAUGUAAAGCAACUCCUGAAUGCGAAUCUUUAUUUUCAGCUGGAGUAGGCAUGGGAUUUAAUACUGGAGUUGGGAUAUCAAUAUACCAUUUCCCAUAAUUUCUGUUGAAGUGGUCAUCAUGGAUGUCUUCUUAGGAUUUCAGGAGGAACAAUGGUGGUUCUCUGCUGGGCUGUAUAUCAAAUGAGGGAAAGCAAUUACCGGCAAUAUCUUAGAAACACUUAUACCAUCAUACCCUCCGUUGGAAAUUAUAUUUACUCUUCAAUUGUUUAUAGUGCAUUAUUAUAUAUUGUUGCUCAGGUAUUUAGUUAUGUGUUUGCAAUGUACAUGUUUAUAGCUACCUUUGUUAAAGUGCUACCUUUGUUAAAGUGCUACCCCAAUUAAAGUUAUAUUUAAAUCUGUGAUGGCUGCAAAACUCAUGAUCACUUCACCAAGGCUUUUCUGACGUAACCCGACUUGUAUACCAGGAUUUGUCAACAUCAUGGUUUUGAGCCUCAUUUCCUGAAUCGUAACAAAUAAUAAUCAGGCUGUCA
This is a messenger RNA of Gigantopelta aegis, 2167 nucleotides long. Its product is annotated as arsenite methyltransferase-like. Gene Ontology annotation, biological process: toxin metabolic process; arsonoacetate metabolic process. Gene Ontology annotation, cellular component: cytosol. The transcript has 10 exons. Lineage: Eukaryota; Metazoa; Mollusca; Gastropoda; Neomphalida; Peltospiridae. Bases 150 to 1205 code for a protein of 351 amino acids. Gene Ontology annotation, molecular function: arsenite methyltransferase activity. The record is from RefSeq and is a predicted model, not a curated record.